Molecule: messenger RNA, 1618 nt
Organism: Hevea brasiliensis (rubber tree)
Lineage: Eukaryota; Viridiplantae; Streptophyta; Magnoliopsida; Malpighiales; Euphorbiaceae
Exons: 6
Coding region: 58-1452 (464 amino acids)
Source: RefSeq, a predicted model, not a curated record
CCUAAAUGAAGAAGCCUUGAGUCUUUGCCUUGCCUUGCCUUGCCUUGCCAGCCAGAAAUGUUCAGUGCUCCUCCAUUGAUGGCUUCCCUGACAUUCACAUCACCGUUACAUUAUUUCCCUUUCUCUCCUUCAGUACCAAUUCCGUUACUCCAUCUGUCACCCUCCUCUUCCCGCCAUAACCUCCUCACCCUUUCAUCAAGCUACUCAGUAUCUACGCCCUUACAUCGAAGCUAUCAUACAACAAAAUUCCCACCUUCUUCAAUACAGCUUAAGACCACUAAAUUGGUUCAACCAACAAAACUCUGUUCACAUCUGAGGUAUCCUAUCAUUUCUCCCGACGACCAGUGGGGCACAUGGACUGCUCUCUUCGCCACCGGAGUUUUUGGUAUCUGGUCUGAAAGGACCAAGAUUGGGAGCAUGGUGAGUGCGCCCUUAGUGAGCACAUUGGUUGGGCUAGCAGCGAGUAAUCUCGGAAUCAUUCCAUAUAAAACGGCGGCGUAUUCCGUUGUCUUGGAGUUCCUAGUGCCACUAGCGGUUCCUUUGCUCUUGUUUAGAGCAGACUUGCGUCAAGUGAUCCGUUCAACAGGGACAUUGCUCAUGGCUUUCUUGCUCGGUUCAGUUGCGACCAUAUUUGGAACUACAGUGGCUUUUCUAAUGGUGCCUAUGCGAUCUCUUGGUCCAGAUAAUUGGAAAAUAGCUGCUGCCCUUAUGGGUAGUUAUAUUGGGGGAUCUGUUAAUUAUGUUGCAAUUUCUGAGGCACUUGGUACAUCUCCAUCUGUUGUAGCCGCAGGAGUAGCUGCUGACAAUGUUAUUUGUGCAAUAUACUUCAUGGUGCUAUUUGCAUUGGCCUCUAAAAUUCCUCCUGAGGCUUCAGCAUCAACUAUUGGUGUUGAAAUGGAUGUGGAGUCCAAUUCUGCAGGCAAAAUCCCUGUACUACAGUCGGCUACAGCACUUACUGUCUCCUUUGUGAUAUGUAAGACUGCUAUAUAUCUUACACAAUUGUGUAAGAUUCAGGGAGGCAGUCUUCCAGCAAUAACAGCUAUGGUGGUCAUUUUAGCAACAGCAUUUCCAACACAAUUUGCUCGUCUUGCACCUGCUGGUGAUACCAUUGCUCUGGUUCUGAUGCAGGUUUUUUUUGCUGUGGUGGGCGCUAGUGGGAGCAUAAGGAAUGUCAUCAAUACAGCGCCUAGUAUUUUCUUGUUUGCUCUAGUUCAAGUAACUGUGCAUCUUGCUGUAGUGCUAGGGCUUGGAAAACUUUUGAACUUUGAUUUAAAACUGUUACUUUUGGCAUCAAAUGCCAACAUAGGAGGCCCUACAACAGCAUGUGGAAUGGCUUCUGCAAAAGGAUGGAAUUCUCUGGUUGUUCCUGGGAUUCUUGCAGGCAUUUUUGGAGUUGCCAUUGCUACUUUCCUUGGCAUUGGUUUUGGAAUAAUGGUCCUUAAAUACUUUUAGAGAUUAUCAUUACUAAAUAGUAGUUAGCUAAAGCAUAUUGAGAUCACAUUAUGUUGCAUAUAUGUGGCUAAUGCUCUUUUAGGGGAGAAAAAUUGAUUGGUUUAGGACCCAUAAAAACAGUUGACGUUGGAAUUAUUAUAAAUCUGCCUUUGCUGAUUCAUGAUCA